This is a messenger RNA of Mercenaria mercenaria, 1951 nucleotides long. RefSeq names its product cobalamin trafficking protein CblD-like. Gene Ontology annotation, biological process: cobalamin metabolic process. NCBI's taxonomy places the organism in Eukaryota, Metazoa, Mollusca, Bivalvia, Venerida, Veneridae. The record is from RefSeq and is a predicted model, not a curated record. The transcript is spliced from 8 exons. Gene Ontology annotation, cellular component: mitochondrion. Bases 138 to 1016 code for a protein of 292 amino acids.
CAAGUGUAAGCGUCUACACGUGAUUAAGGUGAUCAGACUAGAAUUGAAGCUUGGAUAGAGGAAGGUGAAGGUCGAGGUAAAAAUAUCAAUAGGAAACUCUUCAGAAAACAAUUGAAAAAGGCUAAAGGUGUCUAGAUAUGGCAUCACGGUUGCUGUCAAAGCGAGUGAUGUACCUGCCAAAUCUUCGAGCAGUAGUGAACCAUUUCCGAGCUUUUUCCUGGUACAACAAUGGAGAGAAUGCUGACAGUUACAAAGUUGUUGGAGAAACUGAAUCAGAAUCUUUCACAGUCUGGCCUGAUGAAAAGUUGGGCCCUUUUGGACCUCAAGAUAAACGAUAUCCACUGCCUGGUAGAGUUGGAACUACAUUGAAAACCCCAACAGUGGCAAAAAAUGCACCUACCAUACAGACAUUAGAUUUAGAUACCCUGUUUGCACAGCUACCAUCAGAAAGACACAAGGAUAUACUGACCCAGGCACAAGAGGAGGCAGAAUCGUUGGAGGCCAUGGAGGAAAGUGAGAACUUGGAGAAACCAGUCCCUUCAGCAGAAGAUCUGUUAGAAUGUGUGGCUCAUGAAUGUCCCCAGCUCAUGAGGAAAGAUUUUGCCGAUUUAUUUCCCUGGAUGGAUAUUAUGCAAGGCCAUUUCACAGUGAUAACAGUGAGUCAAAAAACUAAAGAAGACAUGUCUGGAUGGUCGAUGGAGGUUGAAGCUGAAAGAGAGGAACUGUUGGACAGUUUUAUCAAAGGAGCAACAGAAAUUUGUGAGGCACUAAAUAAAGUAGGCUACUGGGCAGACUUUAUCGAUCCAUCCUGUGGAAAACCAUUUCACAGUCAACAUACAAAUUCCUCAUUGUUUGAGACAGAUGAAAGAUAUCGUAAACUUGGUUUUGAAAUUGAGGAUCUGGGAUGCUGUAAAGUAAUACGUCACCAUAUUUGGGGUACACAUGCUUACAUCGGAUGUUUGUUUACAAAUGCACCUACCACAGAUCCUAUUUUGAAAAUGAUGAAAAAAUCCUGAUCUGUUCACUCCUUUUAAAAACUGUUACAAGUAGUGCAAAAAUAUUUUAUUGUGCUUUAUUUGAGGUAAAGAUAGUUACUUUUUGCGGAAUUUUAAGUUAUAGUAGUGGUAUCCAUUUAGAAAGCAUCAAAAUUUCUGUGUUAAAGCAGCUGUGUUGUGAUUAUGGGUAAGAAUAUUUCUGUCUUUAAACUAUUGCAAUGAUAGUCAGCUGCUCAGCCAUUCUGUAUGUUGAAAACAUUCAGAAUACAUUAAAUCCAACAGAAGAGAAAAGUUUUUGUAAAGAGUUACUUUAAUUAUAAGUUUGUAUCAAUGAAUUAUGGUAGCAUUCUCUGACAAAAUCAGUAAUUCAUCUUAAUUUUACCUGCCUGCUAUAGAAAAAUACCCUGGUAAUGAUGAUGAGUUUUAGUGAAUUGCUUUGUAAGAGAAAUAUGCUUUAUUUAAAGAUACCAUCAUGACAAUGAUUAUCAGUUAAGACAUUUGAAAGAGAAAUGUUUAUAUUAUAUGUUGUUAUACAUAGUGCUCUAGGAAAUUUCAGGGAUUUUUUGUCACAUAUUUGUAACCCACUGUAUUGACAGUACAUUUUGUUCGAUUUUUGGAACAUUAUGAAAAAUUGUAUGCAAACAAGUACAUAUACCGAGAAAAACUGGCAUUUCAGCGCUAUUAAGUCAUUCGAAAUUUUAAAGAUGGUCUCCUUACUAACGAACAGACUUUGAGAGUUAGAGUACCUGUAAAAGUAUUUUCUUUUUUCUGUAUAAGAUUUUGUCUGCUGCUGUAUAUGAAGAUAACAGAAAAAUGUAUACAGUGUUUUAAAACAUAUCCAAUAUACUACAGUUUUUUGUCACCCAAUUUGAUAUACAUGAGUGAAUGUUUAAAAUGACAUGGUUAAUACUCUUGUUUUAUUGGUAGAUACAUGUUAAGUAAAAAGUUAUCAAUUA